Messenger RNA from Cryptomeria japonica (Japanese cedar), 4421 nucleotides. RefSeq names its product protein BLISTER. Lineage: Eukaryota; Viridiplantae; Streptophyta; Pinopsida; Cupressales; Cupressaceae. Gene Ontology annotation, biological process: regulation of growth. The transcript has 13 exons. The coding region runs from base 1147 to 3744 and encodes 865 amino acids. The record is from RefSeq and is a predicted model, not a curated record.
UAGCCGAUACAACAGAAAGAACAAUCGCAAAACCGGAAACGGGCUCAGUGUCACCGGCGACAGAAGGCUUUACUUCCAUGAGCUCAAAACUAAUAAGCCUAGGGUUACCAGUCGAGCGGCACACGUGUCGGUCACCAGAGAAGGGGGCCAAACAAAGCAAAGGCCUCCUAAUGAAAACUCCAAAAAAUUCACGUCAUACACUGCAACAAAAUCGUUUAAAUUGAUUGUAUUUUCUUCUUCUUUGUUUAGAUUUGGCCGAUGUGUCCUUUGGAUCGGCCAUCUUGCCUUCGUGUGUAUCAAAAAAUAUAAUUCCCCUGAAAAAUUUGAGGCUCUAUCUGAGUCAUUGCGAAAUCGAAAUAGGUUUCUGUAAAUUUUUCUUUUCGGUAGUUGAGUUAUUUUGGCGGAAUCGAAUCAUCUCAUCCGAAUUCAUUUUCUACGAAUGUAUUGUUUUUCAACAGGCAUGAAAAUAAAUGCAAAAAUCGUGAUAAGUUUUGGUAAAAUUAAUGCGGACCAUCAUAUUUUGGUUUACAUCUGAAAUAUGUAGCAUUUGCUAUUUGAGAUAUAUUAGAUUUGAGCAAUUUUAACGGGAGCCUCUUUUUGUUUUAUUAUUUUGUGGGAGUUUGCUCUCGUCUAUAAAUGCGGUUAAGAUUCCGAUUCUGAAGGCACAUUUUGGCAGCAGCGUUGCAGAGGCAUUGUUUCGGGAAAAUCUUGACCGGCGAUAUCUUGUUUCUGUGCAGAUUGGUAGAGAUCAACCGGGGCUUGCUUUAGAAGAGAUUCACAAUAUUUGCGGCUGUAACCUUUUGUAAAAUUAGCGCGAUCUGGAAAUUUGAAGGGAAUUUUCUGGUUUUUGGGCAAUAUUAAGGGAAUUUAGGGUUUGUGAUGCAUAGUAAUCUUGAAAUUUUUGUAAUGGUGUGAUCUGGUAAGAUUUGGAAUUGAAUAAGGCUGGAUAUUAUGCCCUGGGCGUUUGAGAGCCACGGAAUUGUGCGCUGAACGUUGUGGAUGAUAGAGUUUAGGAAGGUGCGGUGCUGACAGCGUUGCCAAGGGUUUUGCGGGGCAGAAAUUGUUGAAGUACCCUCUGUAUGCAGAGAAUUGAGGUGGUUGCAGCAUCAUUGCCAUCGUCCCUGAAGAGCCAAGGAAAGCUCUUCGAUGGCCUCCUCACAAGUUGGGGCGUCUCCAGCUCCUUCUCGCAAAGAGAUGCUUGAAGCUGGCAAGCGUAAGCUACUAGAGUUCCGUAAGCAGAAAGCGGAAGAGAGAGCCAAAAGGGCUUCGGCUUCUUCCACUGAAGAUUCUCAGUCAUCUAGAAUUAAGAAUAGUCAUGCUGUGCAGCAGUCUGCAGGAAACGUGCCUACAAACACUGAAGAAUUAAAUGGAACUUCAUUUGAGAAGAAUCCCAAUAAAGAUCCAGAAAAUUAUGUUUUCCAAUCCUCACACACUACAGCUUCUGCUGUGCCUUAUUCAGUAGCCCCCUCUAAUGAAGGACAGGCACCUGAAGUAUUUGUAGAUAACCAUGUCAAUGCGAAAUCUUCAGCAGGAGAAGACAUUCACGGUGGAACCACAACUUUGAGCAUUGUGCCAGAUCCAAUUUACGGUAGCAGCUUGCAGAGACCUUCCAUUAAAGAUAAUGAUGAAUCUGACAGACGGAAUAUUCUUUCUUCAAAUGAGUUUGAUUCAGGCUAUAUGAACAUCUGGAGAAGAUCAUCUUUAGAAAAUUCUUCAGAGUUGCCAAGACACCAAGAAGUUAAAACUGUAAGUGAUGUACCUAAUGUUUUUCUUCAGGCAGCUAAUAUCUAUUCAAAUAGAGCAGAACAGGCAUCUAUGAAGGAUGAAUUUCUUUUAUCCCAAGAGAAAAACUUUAAAGAUAUUCAGUUGGGUGAAAGGAAUGGAAGGGAACAUGAGUUCAAAGAAAGAAUGCCAGUUGAACAAGUUUCUUCUAGGCUUUUCUCCAAGGAUGCAGAGGAGAAUGUUCAGUAUAGAGAGAAAAUGCAACCCAUGACACACCCAAGUUUAUUGCAUUUGGCUGAUGAUGCUGGCAUGAGUCAGAUGGAUAGACAUACUGGUUCUAAUCACAUAACCAGUCAUAUGUUGAAACCAGAGUUUACUGCAAACAAAUUUCCCAAUGAGCAUAGGGCUUUUGGCAAUGGUAAACAUGGGAAAGAAGAGACUAUGAUGUCAGGAGAAGGGAGUAAACUCUCAUCUUCUGAUAGGAGUAACAAUAGGCAGUCACAGAAUCAAGGCUCACUUGGUGCAGAAUUAUAUUCUGACACUAAAAGCCAACCUAGCAUGGGUUUGUUCUCAACAGUUAACAGCCGGCGCUCACGUCCAUCUUUCCUGGAUUCUAUUGCCUCAUCUGCAUCAUCUACCACAACACAAGCUGAAUUCGAUGCUUCAGAAAGGCCUAAGUCUACAGGAGAACUGCUCCACACAGAAGCAAAGAAUAUUGCUGAUCUUGAUGCUACAAGGCCUUUGCAGUCUAUGAACAACGAAAAGGAAGCUUCUAAAAAGUUAGGAUUACAUGAUAGGGUGCUCAACCAGCUUGAAUUUUCUUCAUCCCAAAAAAAUGAUGAUUUUGGAGCACUUGAACAGCAUAUUGAAGAUUUGACACAAGAGAAAUUUGCUCUGCAACGAGCUCUUGAUGCUUCAAGGACACUAACAGAAUCAUUAGCUCAGGAAAAUUCAUCCCUCACAGAGGCCUUCAAUCAACAGGGUGCAGUUGUAAGCCAAUUAAAAUCUGAUUUGGAAAAACAACAAGAGGAGAUCAACGCUCAGGUGUUAGUGCUAAAUACAUUUAAAAUGGAGUUCGACAAUGCACAGCUUGAGUGCAGCGCUGCAGAUGAGCGGGCAAAGAUGCUUGCUUCUGAAGUCAUUAGUCUAGAAGAAAAGGCACUCAGAUUAAGAUCAAAUGAAUUGAAGUUGGAGAGACAACUGGAGACCGUAAAUGAUGAAGUUGCUUCCAAUAGAAGACAUAUUUCUAGUUUGGAGAAGGAGCGUUUAGAUUUACGGUCUACUAUUGAUGCAUUGCAGGAAGAGAAAAAAUUAUUGCAAUCUAAGCUUCGUAAGGCGGCUGCCAAUGGCAAUUUUGAUUUACCUGUGCCUACAAAACCUUCAAAAAAUGUAAAAGAAGCAUCUACUUCAACAGAGGAUAUUGGCAUUGAAUUAUUUAAUUUUCCAGGUGGCAACGGCUUAUUUUUGGGUAGACAGGAUGAUUUCACUGCCGUUACACCUAUGUCCCAAUCAUUGUUGUCAGCUGUUGAUGUUCAUCAAGUAAUGGAUUCUCAAUCUGCAGGAAUUGUAUCUAACACAAAUGUCAGUUUGUCAUCUUUCACCAACACUGCAAGCAGUUCAAAUUCAAGCCAAAGACAUCGUAUGCUGGACCUUCCUGUUGCAAUCCCAGGUGAUCAGCAAAGAAUGAUUGAUAACAUCAACUCUUUGAUUGAAGAGUUGGCAUUGGAAAAAGAAUCUCUUGCAAGGGCUCUAAAAACAGAAUCAUCAGAAGUUACUAAGCUAAAAGCUUCAAACCAGGAGUUAUCUCAGAAGUUGGAGUCACAGACUCAAAGACUAGAGCUUCUGAUUUCUCAGAACAUGGCCCAUGGCAGUAGUGCAGUGGGGCCUAGGAAUAUUGUCAAUAUGCAGGAUGAAUUAGAGUACGUGGAUGAAGGGGAUGAGGUGGUUGAAAGAGUAUUGGGAUGGAUAAUGAAGCUUUUUCCUGGAGGUUCUUCGAAGCGUCGUACCAGCAAACUUUUGUGAUAUAGCAUUAAAAUAUUGCCUUCAACUACUAGACUUCCCAACUUUCUGUCUCUAACCAUUUUGAUGGUCUCAGGCUCUCAGCAGGAUGUGGCUUUUCCAUGCAGGUCUUGUGUAUCAUAAGGUUUUAGUUAAAUCCAUUCUUUGGAGUGCAAACCUCUUGGGGUUAUAGCUCUCCGUGAUGCUGUAUGGGUUCUUUUUUGCAGAUUUGAGAUGCACAAUUUCUAUCUCUAGCAGGCACACAGAAUUGACUACAAAGGUCUUCAAGUGUUUGACCAUAAAGAAAAUAAUGAGAUUUAAGAGGUGAUUUUCUGAUUGGAUUGUUGCUCAGUUUCUUACAAAGGCUUACAAAGGCUGCUUUUCAUUGCAAGAAGCAUGAAUGCCUACGUUAUUCAAUUGUCAUGGUGAGAAGCAUAUUUCUUUUUUGAUCUUCAAAGAAUGUCUAAGAAAUGCAUAACUUGAAUUAUUCAAGUACCUUGUAAAUCAUGGAGGGUAAGUUCUUCAGGGCUCUAUUACCACUGGGGACAGAAAUCAAUUUUUUCUUGAAGAUGUAUGGCAUACCUAAAAGUUAAAUUUGCCCAAUUUUCAUACGGAUGCUGGAUAAAUAUUAAUUUUCUGCUAUCUCAUAAGCACAAUUGCUUAUUAUCAAGGUUUUGAAUAAGAAAUGCAAGUUACAUGUA